Besnoitia besnoiti is the source of this 345-nucleotide messenger RNA. Its product is annotated as BolA family protein. Bases 1 to 345 code for a protein of 114 amino acids. The transcript has 4 exons. The record is from RefSeq and is a predicted model, not a curated record. Lineage: Eukaryota; Apicomplexa; Conoidasida; Eucoccidiorida; Sarcocystidae.
AUGUUUGUGCGGCGUCCUCUCGGCCGUCUGUUCUCCUCGCUCCCCGCGCCGCCCCGCAGUCAGGCCGUCGCGAAGGGCCCCGUCGCACUGGCGAUUGAGAAGAAGCUAACUGAAGGCCUCCAAUGUGCACAGCUCGAAGUGAUUGAUGAGACGCCCCUCCACGCGGGUCACGAAGGGACGCAAGGCCUGAGAUCAGCGGAGACGCACUUCAGAAUCUUCGUGAAGAGCCCGGACUUUAAAGGCGUCCCCCUCGUGCAGAGGCAUCGCAAAAUCUACGCGUUGCUGCAGAAGGAGCUGGACGAAGGCAUCCACGCGUUGGCUAUCCACGCCGAAGCCUCGGAGUAG